AUGAAGGACUUUACGUUAGCCCUACUGCUGAGCGCUGCCCUCAGCAGUGCCCUGCCACAGGAGAUUGACUGGGACGCGGUCGAAGCACUGAAACCGAUUCCGACGGCUUCGAUCCCAAUUGUCAGCGCGGCAGCUGCAGCAACCACAUUCGCGAUCAAUACAGCCUCUGCUGUUUCUGCCGUGUCCUCAGCGGUACUCGCUCGCCCUUCGGAGGCCAUCAUCGCUGCUCGUCACGCAAAGCAUCAUGUGCGCCACGCUCAUCUUGCAGCACGGGACAACACCACUUCUAGCGACAACUCCAAGUGUCCUCAGAAACCAGCAGCAGACGAUACCCCUGACGCAUUUCUGCAGAUUGGGACUUUCGCCCAGACUGCCCUGAAAGCAAGCGCCCCGGCCGGUUACAGUCAAGUUUAUGUGAACAAGAACGGCUCCAGCGAGUUCAUCUAUCCGUACAUGGGUUUCACAACUCUUAGCUCCUAUGAUACAGCAGAAUGUUCAAAGCGAUGUGAUGCCAUCAGCGGCUGCCAAUCCAUCAACAUCUACUUCGAGCGCGACCCCAGCAUCGAACCCACAGCCGGGUGCACCAACCCAGCAUCCUCCACCGUGAUCAAAUGCGUCUACUGGGGCAGCCCCGUGACGCCCGACUCAACAACCAACACCGGCCAAUGGCGCAAAAACUUCAAAGUCCUCGUCGCCGGCUCAAACGGCUACGUCAACACCACACACUCCCACCCGAAAGGCUACGACGACCUCAUCUACCUCAACAACUCCGCCAUCAUCGCACCCCCCAACUGCCGCGGCUACGAAACCUACAUGGGCGUCAAAAUCUUCCAGAACAAACCCUUCUCCAUCGACCUCUGCGCCAGCGCGUGCUCGGCGUCGAGCGAGUACAACCGCGCCCAUCCGGAUAAAACCGGGUAUUUCCAGACGUGCCAGUUCUUCAACACGUAUAUCUUGUACAAUGAGACGAGGUCGGUGGGACAGUAUUGUGCGCUGUAUAAUGAGACGUGGGGGAAGGAGUUUGCGACGAAUUUUGGGCAGUGGAGGAAUGGGAGGAGGUUUACGCUGGGGAGCAGUUGGAUGGUGUCGAAUAGUACGGGGGAUUUCGAUAAGCCGAGGGGGUGUGCGAAUGGGCAGACGUGUGAAUGA
Zasmidium cellare ATCC 36951 is the source of this 1149-nucleotide messenger RNA. RefSeq lists its product as uncharacterized. Bases 1 to 1149 code for a protein of 382 amino acids. Lineage: Eukaryota; Fungi; Ascomycota; Dothideomycetes; Mycosphaerellales; Mycosphaerellaceae. The transcript has a single exon. The record is from RefSeq and is a predicted model, not a curated record.